This is a messenger RNA of Electrophorus electricus (electric eel), 468 nucleotides long. RefSeq names its product cocaine- and amphetamine-regulated transcript 1 (gene cart1). Gene Ontology annotation, biological process: positive regulation of MAPK cascade; G protein-coupled receptor signaling pathway; adult feeding behavior. Lineage: Eukaryota; Metazoa; Chordata; Actinopteri; Gymnotiformes; Gymnotidae. Gene Ontology annotation, molecular function: neuropeptide hormone activity. The record is from RefSeq and is a predicted model, not a curated record.
GACAUGGCUAUAAAUGUUGGGGAUGAGCCCUUCGACUCGCACAGAGAGUUCUUCCAACGCUCAAGACAAACCGAAGGGAUCCUGAACACCAUGACAAGUGAGCGUCUCCUGAUUUUGACAGUUACCUGCUACUUUUUAAUUUGGUUUGUUACGUGCGAUGACUUUGUAGAGAUCCGCUCCACUGAAGAUGACAUCAAGGCGCAGGAGGAGAAAGAGUUGAUUGAAGCUCUUCAAGAAGUCCUUGAAAAACUGAGGAACAAACAAAAUCCAUCCACUGAGAAGAGGUUAGGCUGGAUUCCUUCAUGUGAUGCCGGAGAACACUGUGCCGUACGUAAAGGGGCGCGCAUUGGGAAAGUGUGCAGCUGUCCUGGAGGAACCGUGUGCAGUUUCUCCAUCCUAAAAUGUUUGUGAGAGUAUCGUUUUUGCCCUUCUCUACAAUUGUCAACUCAUAUUGGAUAACUGUAGAUA